GAGACCACCCACUCUCCCCUCCCUUCACCAUCUCUGAUGAAAACCAUAACAUAAGCAUGUACGGUGUGAUGUAAUUCAGAGGCUGCUCACUUCUGGAUUUGCUAAGAGGAGAUUUCAUGCAGAGGAAGAGCAUUGUUUUGGCAACAUCUGGGAGUGGGAACGGAAGCCAGAAACACUUGGAUAGCUCUGGGUUUGUUUUUUUUUUUCCCCUUUUGCGCGUCUGUUGGUGGAAUGACAUUUGCUCCGUAGGCAUGUUUCCUCUUGCUGUGUUUCUUGGCCUUGGAGAGUCCUGAGUUUAAAAAGACAGUAUGUGAUGGUCCGUGGAGGCUGCCUCUUCUGUGCAAUCUUCCCACCUCCUCUGAAGACAUGUUGUUGUCUCCCAAAUUCUCCUUAUCCACCAUUCACGUACGGCUGACUGCCAAAGGACUGCUUCGGAAUCUUCGACUUCCUUCGGGGUUUAGGAAAAGCACUGUUAUUUUCCAUACAGUUGAAAAGGGCAGGCAAAAGAAUCCCAGAAGUUUAUGUAUCCAGACGCAGACGUCUCCAGAUGCACUGUCCUCCAAAAAAACCCUUGAAUUGGCUCAGUAUAAGACCAAAUGUGAAAACCAGAGUGGAUUUAUCCUGCAGCUGAAGCAGCUUCUUUCCCGCGGCAAUACCAAGUUCGAAGCAUUGACAGUUGUGAUUCAGCAUCUUCUCUCAGAGCGGGAGGAAGCACUGAAACAACAGAAGACCCUGUCUCAAGAACUUGUUAACCUCCGGGGAGAGCUAGUCACUGCUUCCACCACCUGUGAGAAAUUGGAGAAAGCCAGGAACGAGUUAGAAACAGCUUACGAAGGGUUUGUCCAGCAGCACCAGGCCGAUAAAACAGAGCGAGAGAAUCGGCUCAAAGAAUUUUACACGAGGGAGUAUGAAAAGCUUCGGGACACUUACAUCGAAGAAGCAGAGAAGUACAAAACUCAGCUGCAAGAGCAGUUCGACAACUUAAAUGCUGCCCAUGAAACCUCUAAGUUGGAAAUCGAAGCCAGCCACUCGGAGAAAAUAGAGCUGCUAAAGAAGGCCUACGAAGCCUCCCUUUCAGAAAUCAAGAAAAGCCAUGAAAUAGAAAAGAAAUCACUUGAAGAUUUACUUUCUGAGAAGCAGGAAUCGCUAGAGAAACAAAUCAAUGAUCUGAAGAGUGAAAACGAUGCUUUAAAUGAAAAGUUGAAAUCAGAAGAACAAAAAAGAGUAUCGAGAGAGAAAGCAAAUUUGAAAAACCCUCAGAUCAUGUAUCUGGAGCAAGAAUUAGAGAGCCUGAAAGCUGUGUUAGAGAUCAAGAAUGAGAAACUGCAUCAGCAAGACAUCAAGUUAAUGAAAAUGGAGAAACUGGUGGACAACAACACGGCGUUGGUUGACAAAUUGAAGAGAUUCCAGCAGGAGAACGAGGAAUUAAAAGCUCGGAUGGACAAGCACAUGGCAAUUUCAAGGCAACUCUCUACUGAGCAGGCCGUUCUGCAGGAGUCCCUGGAGAAGGAGUCGAAAGUCAACAAGCGGCUCUCCAUGGAGAACGAGGAGCUUCUGUGGAAGCUGCACAACGGCGACCUGUGCAGCCCCAAGCGAUCCCCCACGUCCCCCGCUGUCCCCUUCCAGUCACCCAGGAAUUCUGGCUCCUUCUCCAACCCCAGCAUUUCACCCAGAUGACACUUCCUGAAAGCCCAGAGACUGUCCGAGCGCGUUCUGAUCCAGGUCUGCAGGACUGACCGUGAUCGUGGGAGCAAGAGCUACGUUAGCUUACGUGUCAUUCCCGCGGGAUAACUGGAAAAGUCACCACCACCAGAAUCGGCUACUUCUGAGACUGGAACUCUGGCUGGGGACUCGGUCCAAAAGACUCCUCCAAAAAAGAUUUCGGAACCGACAUGGACGUCAUUGCACAAAGCACUUAAAGAAUGAGAGAAUCUUGUUCGUUGCCUUUCCACUUAAGCGUAAGAGGAAAAACUCUCAGGGGCCUAUUACGAUAAAGAUUUAUAACCUUUGUAAUGUUCUUCACCACAGACACCUUCUUGUGAGUUUUAUUUUGGUCUGACUGGGGGGUGGGGUGUGAAUGAAAUGGAUGUACCAGUGUCUGCUGCAGCCGCCUUGGCUGCGUGUUGAGUCAAAAGCUGAAUCUAUCUGGAUACGUACUAAUCAAGUCAGCGCACGCAUUUCAGCAAAAGCCAUAGGAAAAAAGCAAUAGUUGCUUGAAUUCUGACCCACCACCAACUCCUCUCAGCCCUGUGACACGCAGGGGAGGCUACGCUCUGUAUGUACAUUCUCGGUAUGUUUUUGGGGUAACUUGUUGGCAAUUUCUCAGCCAUGGCCGUUGAAACUAGCUAGAUUUUUCUGUAGAUUUUUUACUUAACCAUGUCAGCCAACACUAUACUGCGAUCCAUUCUCUCAGGCUCUGAGUCAAUGUAGAACACUACUUUUUCUUUAAAAGAAACAGGGCAGUGCCAGGGGGUUGUGCUGCCGUAUUUCUACCUUGAUCUAAGCUUCCCUUGCAGAUCUACACGCUCCCCUGCCCUCCCCU
Propithecus coquereli (Coquerel's sifaka) is the source of this 2542-nucleotide messenger RNA. It is a transcript of the gene MTUS1, whose product is annotated as microtubule associated tumor suppressor 1. Lineage: Eukaryota; Metazoa; Chordata; Mammalia; Primates; Indriidae. The transcript is spliced from 10 exons. The record is from RefSeq and is a predicted model, not a curated record. The coding region runs from base 367 to 1677 and encodes 436 amino acids. Gene Ontology annotation, molecular function: microtubule binding. Gene Ontology annotation, cellular component: nucleus; cytoplasm.